Molecule: messenger RNA, 546 nt
Organism: Maudiozyma barnettii
Lineage: Eukaryota; Fungi; Ascomycota; Saccharomycetes; Saccharomycetales; Saccharomycetaceae
Gene: UPS1
Product: Ups1p
Exons: 1
Coding region: 1-546 (181 amino acids)
Biological process (GO): phospholipid transport
Cellular component (GO): mitochondrial intermembrane space
Molecular function (GO): phosphatidic acid transfer activity
Source: RefSeq, a predicted model, not a curated record
AUGGUCCUAUUUCAUGCUAAUGCCCACAUUUUUCAAAAUGAUUUUAAUUCAGUGACUAGUGUAGUCUUUAACAAAUAUCCUAAUCCCUAUGCAAAUCAUGUAUUGUCUGUCGAUACGAUAGAUAGAAAAGUUGAUGAAAAUGGAAAUCUUCUAACUACGAGACUCAUCCGGAAAAAAGGUAAAUUACCUAAAUGGAUAGAAUAUAUUGUAGGAUCAAGAAUUACUGAAUCCUGGAUGAUUGAAUUUACUAUGGUUGAUCCAAAAAAGAAGAUUAUGAAAAGUUUUAACAGAAAUAUUGAUCACGUAAGAUUGUUGCAAGUGGAAGAAUAUACUACAUAUCAAUACGACGAAAUCCCAAAACAUACAGUGGUGAACAGUAAGGUUAAAUUUACUAGUGGUUUCCAUGUAGGGAUCAGAAGUAAAAUCGAAAAGAUGUCCCUGAGUAGAUUUGAAAGUGGUGUUGAGAAGAGUAGGUUAGGAAUGGCUUUAGUGAUGAAAAGAGUAGAAGAGCAAAGAAAGAGAACAUCAUUACAGGAUAUUAUAUGA